AUGGCAAGAUCUUUAUCGUGGGAUGACCUGAAGUACGAUAUGCAGCCAUGGAUACGAACAGCUGUCGACAGUAUGGGAUUUGAGACUAUGACCCCAGUGCAGGCGUCAACUAUUCCUAUGUUUUCGGGUAAUAAAGACGUAGUCGUAGAAUCUGUGACUGGAUCUGGCAAGACAGUAGCAUUUGUGAUACCGAUCCUUGAAAAAAUCGUGAAGGAAGUGUUGAAUGGCGCUCCUCUAAAAAAGGGAAACUUUUAUUCGCUUGUCAUUUCACCAACUCGAGAGCUUGCGAGCCAGAUACAAAGUGUCAUCGACAAAUUCUUGGCCUAUUAUCCUGAUGAGCCGUGCCCUAUUCAAUCUCAGCUGCUUGUUGGUAGCAGCUCAUCUACUGUCAGAGACGAUGCAAAUACAUUCAUGGAAAAUAAACCUCAGGUCUUGGUAGGCACGCCGGGAAGACUACUGGAUUUUCUCAAAACGAAAGCUGUCAAAACUGCAUCUUGUGGUAUCAUCGUGCUGGAUGAAGCUGACAAACUUCUGGACGUCAGUUUCGAGAAAGACGUGGAAGCUAUCUUAAGUAUGCUUCCAAAGCAGAGGCGGACGGGUUUGUUUUCGGCAACUAUCAGCAGUGCUGGGGAUCAAAUUUUCAGGACGGGAAUGCGGAACCCAGUAAAGAUAGCAGUCAAAUCGAAAGUACAAGCCCCAGAAUCGUUGAAAAUCAGCUACGUUGUGGUAAAGCCGGAGGACAAACUGCAAUAUCUGCUUUACAUUCUCAAUCACGUUCGGUAUAGGAAGUGCAUUGUUUAUUUCCCCACAUGCAUAUCUGUUACCUAUUUCUACUCAUUCUUUAAACACCUCUUCAAAUUGGGUAUCAUGAAUGAAACCUUGGAAGUCUACUCUCUUCAUGGUAAACUGCAAACCAGCUCAAGACUCGGUACAUUGGAAAAGUUUUCCGUUAGUUUGAAUAAUUCGGUACUUUUAACCACUGAUGUGGCCGCAAGGGGUAUUGACAUCCCAGAAGUCGAUCUUGUUCUUCAGCUAGAUCCUCCCACCAGUGCCGAAAUGUUUCUUCAUAGGUGCGGGAGAACUGGAAGAGCAAAUCGUGCCGGAAAAGCAAUAACGUUUCUAAACCGUGGACGCGAAGAAGAUUACGUUAACUUUCUGGAGGUAAAGAACAUCGACCUCGAGGAGAUGAAGUUGAAGUUCAAUCCCAGUGAUGAAUUCUCCAGCAUUUUUAAAGAAUGGAUUUUGGCUGACAGGGCGAGGUUCGAAAAUAGUGUUAGAGCUUAUGUUGGAUUCAUUCGGUAUUAUUCCAAGCAUUCAGCCUCGUCCAUAUUCAGACUCCAGUCACUUGACUAUGUAGGUAUUGCCAAGUUGUAUGGUUUGAUACGUCUACCACGCAUGCCAGAAAUUACCCAACACCUUGACAAUGAUGAGAUGCCCCAGGAUGGAUGGCUUAUAGAACCAGCAGUGGACUUGGAUUCAUUUUCGUUCGUCAAUCCACAGAUGGAAAGCUCCAGGCUGGAAGAGCUGAAGAAAACGAAGGCCAUAAAGGACAAAAAUAAAUUGAAGAGCGAGCUCAAGAAAAAGAAUGCUGCUUGGUCUAAUAAGACGUCCUCAAAGGAAUCGAAAGGCGAAAGAAAGGUGAAGUCUGCACAGAGAAGGAAGGCCAUUGAAGAAAAGAUUGCUCAGGAAGAAAGCGACGACGAGAGUGAAGCGGAAGAAGAUUGGAAAGACAUGGUAAGGCGUAACAAGAAACAGAAGACCUCCUCUCAACUUCAAGGAAAUUUUUCUGAUCUUUAA
This is a messenger RNA of Lachancea nothofagi CBS 11611, 1797 nucleotides long. The record is from the annotation of a GenBank genome assembly. Lineage: Eukaryota; Fungi; Ascomycota; Saccharomycetes; Saccharomycetales; Saccharomycetaceae.